ACAAACCUGUAGAGUUAAGCUAGAGUUAAGGGUAGGGCUUUCUUUUUUUAUUAUUUUUUAAAUAAGAGACUUCAGUGCAAAGCAUUUUCCUCAGAAGGUGCAUUUAUCCUAAGUGGCUCUUGCUGGUUUACACACACCCUGUCCUUUCUCUUGCUUUGGAAAGUUGUUCCACUUGAUUGCUCAGUUUGCCUCUUUGAGUCAGUGGUGGCAGGGGAAUUAUAAAGGCAAUGAAGGAGCAGCCAAGUCCCAGGUAGUGUGUGCCAGAUUUAAGCUGAUUUAAAGUUGUGCAGACUGACUCUGAAACUUUCUUUGCACAAGGGACAACGACUUUCAGAAAAAGUUGCUCUUUUUUUUUUUUUGCCAGCAGUGUGCACCUGGCUCAGGGAACCUGCUGAGGUGUGCUCACCUUGUUUCAAAGGCAGCAUGGUCGGUGGUGCUUUGCAGAUUGCUGGGCUGCUUGUUGGUGGUAUUGGCAUGAUCGGGACGUUUGCUGUCACAGGCAUGCCUCAGUGGAGGGUGUCUGCCUUCAUCGAGAACAACAUCAUCGUGUUUGAGACCAUUUGGGAAGGCCUGUGGAUGCACUGCAUCAGGCAAGCCAACAUCAGGAUGCAGUGCAAGGUCUACGACUCCGUGCUGGCCCUCUCGCCGGACCUGCAGGCAUCCAGAGGGCUGAUGUGUGCUGGGUCGGUGCUCUCAUUCCUCGCUUUCAUGGUUGCCAUUAUUGGGAUGAAGUGCAUGCAGUGCGCGCAGAGCAGCUGGCAAGCCAAGGGCUAUAUUAUUCUGGUGGCCGGGCUCCUCUUCAUCCUCUCAGGUGCCGUUGAGCUCAUUCCAGUCUGCUGGGUUGCCAGGACCAUCAUCCGUGACUUCUACAACCCCAUGGUCAAUGUUGCCCAGAAAAGGGAGCUUGGAGAGGCCCUCUACCUGGGCUGGGUGUCUGCCUUCUGCCUCAUUGCUGCUGGAGCCAUAUUCUGUUGCUUUUGCCGCUGCUGCGAGAAAACCAGAAGCUAUGGAUAUUCCACAGCAACCCACUACCCCACUCACAGCCAGCAUUUGUACAGGAAGACUGAAAGCUCGUACUCCAAAAGUCAGUACGUCUAGAUGCCUCCUGCCUUUUCCUAUUUUUGAAGCAUUCAGUUUGUCUGGAUGGAUUUCAGCUUCUGCACAAAAGGGCAGCUGGAAAGCUGCUUUUGCCUUCUGCCCUGUAACUGCUGCUGUUGGGGCUGCAUUUUGGAGCUGCAGUUAGCCUGAGUGGGCUCUGCUGUGGCUAAUGCUGCAGCAAGGACAAUUGUAAUGCAUGGAAAGGUGAAUGUUUAAUAUUAUUUUAAUAGUAACUUGGAAUAGCUUUUGGCUUGUGUGGCUUUGCUUUGGGUUGCAUUUUAUGUGUAAAACAGUAAUAAAAGGCUUAAAGUUCCAUUGUAAUAUGAAAUUCUGGCCUGUUGCAAAGAAGUGGGGAGUUCAGUAGCUGUUUUGUUUUUUUUUCCCUACCUGGGAAAGAGGGGAUAACAGUGAAUAAGGAUAAGACAAUAAUGGUUUAAAAGAAAAGCAUUCACUAUGGGAUUGAUUUACUGUAGGUUUAAUGGGAGGUUGCAUUAAGAAUUUAUUCACUAGAGGAAGGUAAGCUGAAAUAUAUGAAAAAUAUCCCUUAUUUCAGAGAAUAAACAUAGUUCUAUGUUCAUCCUAAAUAUCAUCUUUUUGGUGAAAGUUAAUAUUCCUUUUGUAAUCCAUAUAGGUCAAACUCAUUCACAUUCUUCUUUUUAGAAGCAGCAGUAUUCCUUUGCAAACUCCUCGUGGCUUACAACAUUUUGCGAUAUUUCACAGAUCACAAACACUGUGUUAGUUACUUGCCGCAGGACUCUGUGAUAAUAUAUAUUUUUAAAUAAGAGUCUUUUGUACAACCAGGCUGAUAUUUUUGCUGAGACCCACUCACACCAGCAUAGUUUAUAGGCAUAAAGAACAUAAACAGUGAUAGUAUAUUGUCACAGUUCACAUUAAAACAAGCUAAACAAUAUUUUUAAUAAUAAGAUCAUGCACCCAUGAUAAGCAACAAUGUAAAGAAACCAAGUCUACUGAAAAAUAAAUAGUUCCAUACAAAUUAAUCUAAUAAAUUACCCAAAUAAAUCAAUAGUGGUAAUAUUUUAAUAGAAUUUUGUAACCAAUGAUUAAGUGGUAACUCCAGACCCACAGAAAUCAAUGGAAUUUUGCCUUUGACUGAACUGGGAACACAAUUCAAUUUGUGGUUUAAUAGAAAACAACAUUCUUGUUCUAGACUUUGAUUGACUUUUAAAUAUUUUAUAGAAAGUUUAUUAUGUGAUCUGUAGUUCUCUAGCAAAUUUCUUGGACUAUUACUAAUUGAAAGUUCGGAAGCAAAUUCUUCACUUCAGAAGAUGCAACUCUGAACAAGCUAGAAGAAACCAAAAUCUGCUCUGGAACUCUCUUCACAGUGUUUGUAAGAUACAUCGUAAGAUGUGCUUGAUUAUGUAAUUUUCUUUUUCUUCCUUAUUUUUAAGCAAAUUAUUUCUACAUAUGUAUAUGUGUAACGUGCAUGACCUUUCUGUAAUAUAGCAGUAUGUGGCUGUAUUUCCUCUGUAUUGCUUCAUUAAUGUUUAUGCACCAGCUCAGUCUCUUUUUUGGGUGGAAGAGAGCGGAGGAGAAAACCUGUUGUUAGUGGCAUUUUGUGAAUAUCCUACACAGAAUUAAUAGCUAGACACCAGGUUUUAUAACAGUGUCUAUAAUAAAGUCACCUGCCUAGUUCAUCCCUCUAAAAGGCAGGUACAGGAUAUUACUCAGAAAACUACAUGUAUACGUACUAGUGCAUUGUAGUUAUCUCUGCUGUCAAAACACAGAGUGACUCAUACAGUAUUCUACAGGUCUGAGGCAAGCCUCAGUGAAAAGUGAGAUAAGCCUGACAUCUCUGAAAAAGCCUGUGUACAUCUAACACUACAGCUACAUUGGAUAGUAUUGUCUGUUCCUGGUAAAGCACACACUGAUCUACUUGUACAAACAAAAGAAGAUACAAGAAGACUAUAAAAAAAUCUUCCAAAACUAUCCACAGGACUAACAGGAACACAAAUCCAAUGGACUGUGAAUGGGACCCUGAAUUUUUUGAAAACGUCCCUUAGAGAUCCUGUAUAUGCUGCAAACAGUUCACCUUAUUGUAACAUAUACAUACUCCCACUUAAGUGCCUCCCAUGCACAGCCAGCCAUUUCCUUUAAUUGUAUCUCACUCAUAUACUGUAUCUUCAAGCGAACUGAAAUGAAAGCUUCCAUUUUAAACAGAAUGGGGCUCCCCAGGUUUGUGCAUUAAAUAAACCCUGAGUCGUCUCAGCAGAGGGUCCUAUCUAGGGGUGUAUAUCCAAGUACAAAACAACUGCCUGAAGCAAUAAACUUUCAAAUAUUGUAUCCUGUAAUUUAGAACUAAUUUUUGUGCUUACAGACAAGAGACAUUAUUUGGGAAAU
This is a messenger RNA of Aquila chrysaetos chrysaetos, 3456 nucleotides long. RefSeq names its product claudin-8-like. The record is from RefSeq and is a predicted model, not a curated record. Lineage: Eukaryota; Metazoa; Chordata; Aves; Accipitriformes; Accipitridae. Gene Ontology annotation, molecular function: structural molecule activity. Gene Ontology annotation, biological process: bicellular tight junction assembly; cell adhesion. The transcript has a single exon. Bases 424 to 1098 code for a protein of 224 amino acids. Gene Ontology annotation, cellular component: plasma membrane; bicellular tight junction.